Exophiala xenobiotica is the source of this 4258-nucleotide messenger RNA. RefSeq lists its product as uncharacterized. Lineage: Eukaryota; Fungi; Ascomycota; Eurotiomycetes; Chaetothyriales; Herpotrichiellaceae. The coding region runs from base 307 to 3735 and encodes 1142 amino acids. The record is from RefSeq and is a predicted model, not a curated record. Gene Ontology annotation, cellular component: cytoplasm; cytosol; nucleus. Gene Ontology annotation, biological process: protein phosphorylation; negative regulation of glycogen biosynthetic process; intracellular signal transduction. Gene Ontology annotation, molecular function: ATP binding; protein serine/threonine kinase activity. The transcript has 6 exons.
GGAACACGAGUCAAGCGAGUCACAGCCCACCAACUCGCACUCGGAAUGCAUCGAUCGACAUGCUUCUUAACUGACUUUUGCUCGCCACAACCGCUUUGCCUUCCAGCCCGAAGCCGUUUGUCCGUCACCGACCUCAGUGCUUCUUGUCCACAGUGGCAGCUAUCUCCACCUCCCUUGCGAAACCCUCGUUUCGAACUGAUAUUCUCCGCGUUUACCGAACGAUGCAUUUCUGUCUGGUAGCAUCGUGACGACUACACUGUACCGGCCGGCGAGUCGGCCGCACCCACAUUCAAGAGUGCGUCCAGUAUGACCCGCGAUGGACAGAAUAGCCAAGGAAACAACACCCCGCCCUUAUCACCCCUCCUCAGGUCACGCACACUGGACGUCCAGCCUUUACGAAUCCCGAAGAACAAGAGUACUUCAAAUCUGCCGCCGGCCGGCAACGAUGCGUCGUCCUAUAACCCGCGGAUGCGGUUCUCUUUUGAUGCGGGCACGACGCAGGAAAUGAACCAUCUGAAGAGGGCUGCACGUAUUGACCACGACCUUGGACUUGGAAAGUCGGGCCUUCGAAGGAUCAGACGACCAGGACCUUCACUACGCACUCCCACCUUACUACUGGAAGAUGGCGAUUUCCUUCCCUCCCCCCUUCACCACUCCAAGACGAUGCCCAUUUCGGGCUCAUCCUCUCGGUCUGUUUCGACCGGAUACUUGCAGAGCGGCCCAACCUCUCCCGUCAUCGAAGACCUGCACCGGUUUCCUUCAGAAUCUCUGCACUCGUUCUCGUUUGCCAGACAAUCGGAAGAGUUUUUGCACAGCAGACAAAACAUCUUGCAAAAGUCGGUUGAUUUCGUGCGAGAUCGGUCUCAGUGGGCUGCCAAUCCAGCUCUUGCAGAUGCUCAGGCGCGGGUCAGUGGCAAUGUUGAAGUCCAGGGAAUGAUGGAUUUGCUCAAAAAAGCCAACAUCAUACCGAUCGAUACCACCAACAGCAACGUACGAGCUAUCGGCGCAGGGCCUAUCACAGGCCCAGCUCACCAUGACGGACGCAACAUUUUUGAGAAGAGUUUUAGCCAAGAGUUGGAACAAGCACAAAAGGAGGCCGAAAGCACGUAUACGCAGGACCACAGUCCGCGGCGCAAGUAUUCGUUGGGCGAUGACGACGAUGACUUGCUCCGCGAGCCAGACCUUGAGAUGAGGAGACCGCCGACCCGUGCUGACUCCAUGAGUGCUCCACGGCGAACAGCCCUCAGGCGGACCUAUACAGACGUGCAUUCUGUGUCGCUGCAGCAGAAGCUCAUCGAAGCACUUGCACAGCCUUAUUCGACCGACGAAAGUUCUCACGCGCAAAAUGCUGCCACCGUCUCCAGGAACACCAUGCCUGCUACACCUGCAGUCGUGCACCCAUCGAAUGUGCAUACUCAUAGCAGCAAAUUUUCGCCAACCCAUCAAGCAGUCUUCCGCACUGAAGGAGAUGCCCCUUGGACCAUUCUGGCUGCCAACGAUUUGGCUUGCCUUAUUUUCGGAAUUCAGCGAGCUGAAGUCCGGUCACUGAGCAUUCUCGGGAUCAUCCAGGAGGAAAGGAGACACUGGCUGGAAACAAGGCUAUCUCGACACGAAGAACAUGUGGAAGAGAUCCGCUCCACUCCAUCCAAGAAAGGGACUGGAAGUACAAGCAUGUCGCUAGUUGGGUCCAGAAGUGGUAUUACAGCUAGACUGCUUAGUAAAGCUCCCUCUAGAGCUAACAAACCUUCAGACAAAAGAUCAAAGACUGGGGACAGCUCCGAUGGCUAUAGCCGCUCGAAGCCGAUGAAUCACCCGCCUACCAAAUCGAGAGGCGUACUUCUCUGCGGUGAUAUCGUGCCCAUUCAGAGACGAGACGGCACCAAAGGCGCGGCAAGUUUCUGGGUGAUGGAGAAGCGUGGCGGUCUCAUCUGGGUUGUUGAAGAAAUUGCUGAGGACGUUGCAUACUUGGACAUCGAUCACCUCGGCAAGGUCAAAGAUGCCCAUGGGAGUGUGCAAGCCAUCUGGGGUCAAUCUGUGCUCGAUGGUCUUCCGCUUCAAGAUCUCCUUCCCAAGUUCCCUUUGGAGGCCCUUGAUCCAUUUGACAAGCUCCAUGCAGGUUAUUAUACUGCUCGAACCGUCGAUUACGUCAAUGUGCCGACGACGAUUGAGAAGUCACCUACCGAAAGGCAGCUUCGGGUCUCAAGUUUGCCACACAUCGCCGGGGUUAUGGUCCUGAAUCCGGGUAACCUCAAGAUCAGUAGUUCCAACAACAUUUUCGCUGCUGCAUUGUUUGGAUACGAGAAGCCGCAAGGCUUGGAUUUCACCGUGCUAAUACCUGGCUUUGGUGACAUGCUGAAUAUUUUGGCCAGCGAGGACGGUCUCCAACUUGCCGAUGGGAUAGUUAUUCCGGAGCACAGUUUUCGUCGAGCACGAGCUCUCCUUGCACUUCGCGAAGGGAAAGAAAACCCUACCAACAUUUUCCUCCGGCCUUGUGGUUUACCAGCGAAGCAUCAUGACGGGUCGGACAUCAUGGUGGAUGUGCAGAUGCGGGUGGUACGCAGCGAGUCUGUCUUUCCAAUGUCUGACGAUGCUAUCAUUGAGGAGAAAGAAGAUGAGGUUCGAACCGAGUCGAGUGCUGCGGUGGCCGAGCUCGUUUACGCCGUCUGGAUCAUUUACUCGCGCAAUAUUCAUUCGACUGGAAUGGUGGGAUCGAGUGCCAACCCUGAGCCUCAUUCACGUCCUCUAUCACCACCUUCUCAGCCUGAACCGCCGCCCUCAUUGCCGUCUCCGCCGCCUACAGCAUCUGGUGACGGCUCGCAAUUGUCUCUCCCACCUGAGGACUCAGACGAAACAGGAUCGAUUACCAUGGAUGAGCCGCUUGAGCACCCGCCACCUCAUACUCCAUAUAUACCUCAUGAUAAAAAGACCAUCAAUGACUUCACCAUUCUGGAGGAAAUGGGGUCCGGUGCAUAUGGCCAAGUCAAGCUCGUUCGAUACAAACGAGGAGAGGCCAGGAAGAUGGUGCUGAAAUACGUGACAAAGAAACGGAUCCUCGUCGAUACUUGGACUAGAGAUCGUCGACUGGGUACCGUGCCUUUGGAAAUCCACGUCCUCGAUUACCUCCGACGCGACGGGCUGCGCCAUCCGAAUAUCGUGGAGAUGAUUGAUUUCUUUGAAGACGACGUGAACUACUAUAUCGAGAUGUUGCCCCAUGGCAUUCCGGGCAUGGAUUUGUUCGAUUAUAUUGAACUGCGAACGAACAUGACUGAAGCAGAGAGCCAAAACAUCUUCCGUCAGGUCGUUGACGCUAUUCACCACCUUCAUACCAAGGCGUUGGUGGUCCAUCGGGACAUCAAGGAUGAAAACGUGGUCCUGGAUGGCGAGGGCCGCAUCAAAUUGAUUGACUUUGGCAGCGCUGCUUAUAUCAAGAACGGGCCGUUUGAUGUUUUUGUUGGCACUAUAGACUAUGCUGCACCAGAGGUUCUACAGGGGAAAAGCUACGGCGGAAAGGAACAGGACGUCUGGGCUUUGGGCAUUCUGCUGUACACAAUUGCGUACAAAGAGAAUCCUUUUUAUAACCUAGACGAAAUCCUCGAUCACCCCUUACGAGCCCCAUAUCUUCCGUUCUCCCAAGAGUGCCUGGACCUUAUCCGCAAGAUGUUGGACCGAGAUGUAGAGAAGAGGAUCACCAUCGAAGAAGUACGGGACGACGUAUGGCUUGAAGAGGACUGUUAGAAGUUGGCUGUACCGCCUUCUGUUCCGGCGGCACUUGUUUUUAGCGACCAUGGUUUGGAGGCAACGAUAAUUACGACAGCGGACGCCAAAAUACAUUUCCAUCUCCGGGUACUGGAUCGACUCUUUCUAGAAGGAAGCAUUUCCCAGCAGCUGUCUGUAUCGUGUUGGAUGUCAGCAGGAGAAGAUAGAAAAUGGCCCCAAAAGGACGACAACCGGCACUCGACGCAGCCGGAAUCAACUGCAGAGCUCAGUGGGGUUGGUUGCAGCUGACCUUGGGGUAAUAUCGCGGGUUUGGCCACGCAUUGGACAUGGACGUGGAAAGAGGUGGCUGGCCACGGUCCCUGGCGUGCCCUGGGGUAUUCCAUACGACAGGCGCUGACAGGGCGCCUGUUCUGCACCCCUGAAAGAUCUCGCAGACCCACGUGCGGAGGAAAGGGUGCUUCCGGCACUCUCUCAGUAACCAGACGGGCAGAAGCAAAUGACAAUUCCAGCCGUUCUUGUUGCGUACUCGAUAGCUUUCCCG